This is a messenger RNA of Capsicum annuum, 1776 nucleotides long. Its product is annotated as expansin-like B1. Bases 884 to 1651 code for a protein of 255 amino acids. The record is from RefSeq and is a predicted model, not a curated record. Gene Ontology annotation, cellular component: extracellular region. The transcript is spliced from 4 exons. Lineage: Eukaryota; Viridiplantae; Streptophyta; Magnoliopsida; Solanales; Solanaceae.
UUAAGAAUGGAGGGAGUCAAAAUUUGCAAGAAUUGAGAACGUUUUGAUAGUUUUUUACAAAGUAUGAGGUUUUCGAUUUACCAGAAAACUACCCCUCCGUUUUGUUUAGUUGGGUUUCUUUUUAAAAAUAUUUGUUUUAAUUUAGCUGGUCCUUUUAUGAAAUCAAGAAAAUUUUAUUAUGUUCUUCCAAUAUUACCCUGUUCCUUUUAUGAAGUCAAAAAAAUAUAUAUAUAUAUUAUGUUCUUCCAAUGUUACCCCUUCAUUAAAUCAUUCAGCAGGGUGUAUAUACUCAAAUUUAUAUUUUCAAACCCUUAAUAAAUAUUUUCUUAAGGAGAAUGUUAAGUCAACAACGACAAACUAUUUUGAAACGGAGAACAUUUACAAUUUUUAAAAUCGAAAUUAUCCAAACAAAAUUUCAACUAUCAAACAGGCUCAUAGAGUCAAAGAAGAAACUUUUUACACAACGCGUAAAUAGAUAUUCAUUGCCCCAAAUAAGAGUUUGAAAACAUCUCAAAUAGGCCAAAUCUUGGAUUUUAAUCGAUAUUAAAGUGGUUAAGCAACAUAUAAGUAAAGCUUAUUUGUAUACCUGUCUAUCAUUAGUAAGAAAUUCUGUAAAAACAUCAUUAAACAAUCCAAAUUAAAAGGAAGUCAAAACAGAAUGUAGAAUGUUCAUCUAAUUACAGCCUAAGGUCACAAAAUUAUAAGCUAAUCUCUAUGAUCCACUUGGUUUCCAUUGUCCAUAGUGGAAAUUACAAGGUGGCUAAUAACCAUUACUGCCUAACUUCACUAUCUCUCUAUAAAUACACAACUAUAUUGAGCUUUCCAAAUUCAAAUUAAGUCUUAUUUUCUGAUCAUUAUUAAUUAAUCACCUCUUUUUUCAGAAAUGAUUUGUCAAAUUGAAAAAUGUUCCAUUCUUGCACUUUGUUUCCUAAUUCUCCUGCCAAUUCUUUGUUCCUGUGAUGGAAUUGGUGUUGACACAUCCGUAACUGCUAAGGCAUCUUUCUAUGGAAGCAUUGGCCACUUAGUCAAACCAAGUGGAGCUUGUGGCUAUGGAGAAUAUGGAAGAACAGUCAACAGUGGCGCGUUUUGCGGUGUCUCUAAGCUAUACAGCAAUGGCACUUCUUGUGGUGCAUGCUAUCAUGUGAAAUGCAAGCACCCAGAGUACUGCAAUGAAGAGGGGACGGACGUGGUGGUAACAGACUCAGGUGAAGAGAAUGCAGAGUUCAUUCUCAGCUUUAGUGCCUACGCGAAAUUAGCUAAGCCUUUAAUGGUUGCAAAGCUAGUCGCGGAGGGUGAGGUUGAUAUAGAGUAUCAAAGAGUACCUUGCAAGUAUGCAACUGGUGCACAUCUCAUGGUUAAAGUUCAUGAGAGCAGCAAGUUCCCUAACUACUUAGCUAUAGUACUCUUAAACAAAGGUGGACUAAGCGAUAUCACGGCUAUUGAAGUUUGGGAGGAGUCUCACAAGCAAUGGAAGUCAAUGGUGAGGAUAUUUGGUGCAGUAUGGGCUGUUUCAGAUCCACCAAAGGGAGCAUUGAAGUGCAGGUUUCAAGUGAGGGGCAGUGCAGGAGUGGUGUGGGUGCAGCCCAAAAAAUUAAUUCCUAGUGAUUGGAAGGCUGGAAUUCUCAUUGACACCUUCAUUCAACUUACUUAAAAUCACUCACCACCAAACUUACUACUACUGCUUUAUGCACUACUUGUACUAUUGAAAACACAUACAUCUUCAGUACUCUGUGUAGCUUGAAUCAAUAAAUUUGAUGCUGGUACUCAAGUUUGAUA